Molecule: messenger RNA, 2315 nt
Organism: Hevea brasiliensis (rubber tree)
Lineage: Eukaryota; Viridiplantae; Streptophyta; Magnoliopsida; Malpighiales; Euphorbiaceae
Product: pyruvate kinase 1, cytosolic
Exons: 17
Coding region: 434-2017 (527 amino acids)
Biological process (GO): glycolytic process
Cellular component (GO): cytoplasm
Molecular function (GO): magnesium ion binding; pyruvate kinase activity; potassium ion binding
Source: RefSeq, a predicted model, not a curated record
CGGGCUCACCUGCGAGAAAUGUCACUUACGCGACGAAGCACGUGUAAUCCUCCUAACCAAAAACGCUCCUCCCUCUCCUCUCAAUGCUUCUCUAACACGCGCUUCCUCAUUUCCAAUCCACUCCACUCCCGCCUUGCACGCGCACUUUUAAACACUGCGAUUCGCUUUUCCCCUUCCCCACCAGCGACAGUAUGUUUUCCUACAUCAGCCCCACAUGAAAGUCCAUGUAUCUUCACUCACUGUUGUUUCCGAAUACUUGCCGUGCCAAAUCUGACCCUUCAUUUACUGGUACGUGUAAAGUGGAGAUCUAAAGGAGUUGAUUUGAAAGGCUUUCGUGCUUCCAGUAAAACCAUCGGCUCCGUGCCAAAAUGAUAAAUAAAAGAAGCAUACGCGAGAGCAUAUUCUAAGUUAUUUGUGUUGUUAAUCGGCGAAGAUGCAUUCGAGUCACUUGCUUCUCGAGGAGCCGAUAAGGAUGGCUUCAAUCUUGGAGCCGUCAAAGGCUAGUUUUUUUCCAGCAAUGACGAAGAUUGUGGGAACCCUAGGUCCUAAGUCUCGAUCUGUUGAGGUUAUUUCUGGCUGCCUCAAGGCUGGAAUGUCUGUGGCUCGGUUUGAUUUUUCUUGGGGUGACCCGGAGUAUCACCAGGAGACGCUGGAGAACUUGAAGGCGGCUGUUAAAAACACUAAGAAGCUCUGUGCUGUAAUGCUGGAUACAGUGGGCCCUGAAUUGCAGGUUAUUAACAAAAGUGAGAAAUCCAUUUCACUCCAGGCUGAUGCUCUUGUUGUUCUAACACCAAAUCAAGAAAAAGAAGCCUCGUCAGAAGUAUUGCCCAUCAAUUUUUAUGGGCUAUCCAAGGCAGUGAAGCCAGGAGACACCAUUUUUAUUGGUCAAUACCUAUUCACUGGAAGUGAGACUACAUCUGUGUGGCUGGAGGUUUCUGAGGUGAAGGGCGAUGAUGUGGUCUGUGUGAUAAAGAACUCUGCAACUUUGGCAGGGUCAUUGUUCACUCUGCAUGCCUCUCAAAUUCGUAUCGACCUGCCUACCCUUUCUGAUGAAGAUAAGGAGGUUAUAAGUACCUGGGGAGUACAAAACAAAAUUGACUUCCUCUCAUUAUCUUAUACUCGACAUGCAGAAGAUGUGCGCCGGGCCCGUGAUUACCUCUCUAAGCUGGGUGAUCUCUAUCAGACUCAAAUUUUUGCGAAGAUUGAAAAUGUUGAGGGAUUAACCCAUUUUGAUGAGAUAUUACAAGAAGCUGAUGGCAUUAUCCUUUCCCGUGGGAAUUUGGGGAUAGACCUGCCGCCUGAGAAGGUGUUCUUGUUCCAGAAAGCAGCCCUUUACAAAUGCAAUGUGGUUGGCAAGCCUGCAGUGGUUACCCGUGUUGUGGACAGUAUGACUGGCAACCUGAGGCCAACUCGUGCAGAAGCAACUGAUGUUGCCAAUGCUGUGUUGGAUGGAAGUGAUGCAAUUCUUCUUGGUGCUGAGACUCUUCGUGGACUGUACCCUGUUGAAACCAUUUCUACUGUUGGUAAAAUUUGUGCUGAGGCAGAAAAGGUUUUUAAUCAAGACAUGUAUUUCAAGAAAACUGUCAAAUUUGUUGGAGAGCCAAUGACCCACUUGGAAUCAAUUGCUUCCUCUGCGGUAAGAGCAGCAAUUAAAGUCAAGGCAUCUGUCAUUAUUUGCUUCACUUCAUCAGGAAGGGCUGCAAGAUUGAUUGCCAAGUAUAGGCCAACAAUGCCAGUUCUGUCUGUUGUCAUCCCUCGGCUCAAGACAAAUCAACUGAGAUGGAGCUUCAGUGGGGCCUUUGAAGCAAGGCAAUCACUCAUUGUUAGAGGUCUCUUCCCUAUGCUUGCUGAUCCACGACAUCCUGCGGAAUCUACAAAUGCAACAAAUGAGUCGGUCUUAAAGGUAGCUCUCGAUCAUGGAAAGGUCUCUGGAGUUAUAAAGUCACGAGACAGAGUAGUUGUUUGCCAGAAAGUUGGAGAUGCAUCCGUGGUUAAAAUUAUUGAGCUUGAAGAUUAAAAUUACAUUUUUCCUACUUGUUUGACAGCAGAUGGUGGAUUCUACUGCUGUAACAUGUAUCUCCAGGGUUUGGAGACUAACUUAUGUUUUGGAAUGUAUUAAGAAUGUAUACUGGCAAUUAUUUUUGUCCGCAAUGAUAAGGGAGGAAACUGGAAAGUAUAACGUGAUUCCCAUAUUUUCGGUCGGAAGCUUUGGAGUUGAUUGGCUUCUUGUCACAAAAUGAUUCUGCAAAAUUGUCAUUAAAAUUAAUGUUGAGCAUCGAGUCCAAGUAGUAAAGUUGAUUUCACUUCUCAGGAGA